Cyprinus carpio (common carp) is the source of this 2632-nucleotide messenger RNA. RefSeq names its product secernin 3 (gene scrn3). The record is from RefSeq and is a predicted model, not a curated record. Gene Ontology annotation, molecular function: cysteine-type exopeptidase activity; dipeptidase activity. NCBI's taxonomy places the organism in Eukaryota, Metazoa, Chordata, Actinopteri, Cypriniformes, Cyprinidae. Gene Ontology annotation, biological process: proteolysis.
UUGAAUCAGGUCUCGGAGCAUGCGGGGUUGUGUCAGUCUGCAGGCAGUUUUGUUUAUGGAGAAACGAAAAGGAGAGUAAACAGAUGCUUAAUCUCAUCGAACAGAACAGUGAUUCUCUUCGUACCUGGUAUUUGUAUAAACGUAUAUAGUUGGACAAGUUUUUAUUUCAGGAUGUAUCCAACCUCCUGCGACACUUUCGUAGCCUUGCCUCCAUCUACAGAGGGUCAGCGGAUAGUCUUCGGGAAGAACUCGGACAGACCCUGCGAUGAAGUUCAAGAGGUGGUCUACUUCCCUGCUAAGAAACAUGAACCAGAAGAAAAGCUUGAGUGUACUUAUAUAGAGAUCGAGCAGGUGGCUCAGACUCAUGCAGUGGUCCUGAGUCGUCCCGCCUGGCUGUGGGGGGCAGAGAUGGGGGCGAACGAGCAUCAGGUGUGCAUCGGGAACGAGGCGGUUUGGGGGAAAGAGAGUGUGGAUGGUGAAGAGGCUCUGCUGGGCAUGGAUCUCGUCAGGCUGGCUCUGGAGAGGGCAGACAGUGCGGAGCGCGCUGUAGACGUGAUAACAGAGCUGCUGGAGAAAUACGGCCAGGGAGGGAACUGUAUGGAGGAUGAGUGUGGGUUCACCUACCAUAACAGCUUCCUCAUAUCAGACCGCACCGAGGCCUGGGUGCUGGAGACCGCUGGGAAGUACUGGGCAGCAGAGAGAGUGGAGGCCGGCUAUAGGAACAUCUCUAACGAGUACUCCAUUACUGCUAAGAUCGAUAAGGAGCACCCGGAGUUGAGGACGUAUGCACAGGAGCAGGGCUGGUGGAACGGAAAGGCUACGUUCAACUUUGCUAAGGUUUACUCGUACUCCAACACAGCCCGGAUCGAGGCGGCAGGGGGACGCUUCUGCGAGGGCCGCAAGCUUCUGCAGAAGAGCGAGGGCCACAUCACGGCAGAGACCAUGAUGGAUAUUUUGAGGGAUAAGGAAAGCGGAAUCAAUAUGGAGGGAAUGUUCAUGACGACAGGAAGUAUGGUGUCCGUCGUCCCGAAAGACCAGAAUUUCCCCGGUGUCCACUUCUUCACUGCUACUCCAGACCCUGACAGGUCUGUCUUUAAGCCAUUUAUUUUUGUAAUGGACAUAAAGCAGCUGAAGCACACGUGCUCUCCGUGUUUUGGAGAAGAGGACCCUGUGAAGAAGAAACCCCGUUUCCAGAGCAAACCCAACCGCAAACACCCUCUGUUUCUGAAACACGAGGUGGCCGCCGCCAUCAUCGACAGCACCAGGGAGAGAGGAGAGAGGAUCGUAGAGAAGAUGAGAGCUCUGGAGAAGCAGAAGCUGGCAGAGAUGGAGAAAUAUCUAACUGAGGGGAUUGAAGAUGCAACGCUGCCGGUUCAUCUCUUCACAGACACUGUAGACGAGGAGUUUAGUAUCUACAGCAGCGCCUGAGACUCAGUUUAGAAGUGCUGUAACUGGAUUAUUGGGUGUUUCUUCAACUAUGGGCACUCUGGACACUAAAACACACUUUUCAUCUGUUUCACGAAAUUGCAGCUUGGAAUGGAGGCGUAAUAAGAAAUAAUUCAGCUCAAAAUUGAUAUGAACAGAAUAUUUAAUUGUGUCUGAUUUCUGUUUACAUCACAUGCCUCACAAUUGAAGGUCUUUACUGAUACUAGCUAUAUUUUAUAACCUGUUAACAAAGGGAACAUUAUUGUAAAGUGUAAAAAUAAUAAAUCUUUUGGUAAAACUAAAUCUAUAUAUAAACCAUCUGAAAAGUAACCAAUAUAAAUGAAGGCAUGGUUAACAAAAUCCAAGGCGGUUUUAAUGGUGUGACCUCCAUACAGCUUCAUAUUUUAAAAAACACUCAAAAAGUUCCAUAUCAUAAACGUUCCCAAAGAGUACCAUAUCAUAAAAGUUCUCAAAAAGUUCCCAAAGUUCCCAAAAAGUUCCACAUCAUAAAAGUUCCCAAAAAGUACCAUAUCAUAAAAGUUCCCAAAGUUGAAUGAACACCCUUGUACGGUUGCCGAGAGCUAGUGUGAGAUAUGAUUUGCACAGUCAUGCAGGCUCUUCCUGUGUGUUUGGAUAUCAUUUGAAAUCAUUGUAUAGAAGACUCUUAACUUGUAAUAGUCAAUAAGCUAACACUUUAUUUUAAGGACCAAUUCUUACUUUUAACUAGCAUGCAUAUUACUAGCAUAUUGGCUGUUUAUUAGUACUUAUAAAGCACAUAUUACUUAUUCUGCAAGACCAAAUUUUAGACCUAUCCCAUCUUACUAUUAAUAAGCAGCAAAUUAGGAGUUAUAUUGAGGCAAAGUCUUAACUUUAAUAGUGAGAACUGGACCUUAAAUUAUAAUGUGACCGUAAAGGCUAAUAUAUUUUAACUUGUCACAGUGUUCUCAUCACUGAUGUGUUACUUCAGUUAAAAUAAUGGGAUGUUUUUACCAUUUUAGAGUGUGUGUCAAAGAUCUCAAAUGGGAAAUCUAAAUUGUCUGCCUUGCCUUGUCCAUAUUCAGUGCCGAUUCGUUUCUAUGAUAUCCUAUGCACUCAUCAAACACUUGCAGUUAAAUAUUAAUUCCAGAAAUGUUUGAUUGUGUGAACAUUACGUUUCCAGGAACCUACUAAGUCACCGCUCUAUUAAAGUAGAUCUGUUCAGAAAACA